UGAAGAGAUUCCUUAACCAUUGAAGAUGGCGAGAAUUUCUCUGUUGCGUUACUCUUGCAAUGGUUUCUCAUGCUUUGCUAUUUCACGUUCUGGUUCGGCAAUUACAAUCAGAGAUUAUUUUUCUUCUCAGAGCAACACAUCGAUUUCUUCGGCAAAGGAUAAAUUUGAGAACGUCAAGUGCUUAGAUGAUGCUGUGAGUCUUUUCCGUCGAAUGGUCAGAGCUCAGCCUCUUCCCUCUGUUUUUAGCUUCUCGAAAUUAUUGAAGACUAUGGUAAAUAUGAAGCAUUACUCUGCUGUUCUUUCCCUUUUUCAAGAAAUGCUGAAAUUACGCAUCCCAAUUAGUGAUUCCAUCUUGAAUAUAGCUAUUAACAGUUAUUGCCUAAUGCAUUGUUCUGAUGGCGGAAUUUCAGUGUUGGCCAUUUACUUGAAGAGUGGCAUUCCAUUUGAUGUUAUUACCUUUAGCACCUUACUAAGGGGACUCUUUGCGGAAAAUAAGAUAAAAGAUGCGGUUAACUUGUUCAAAAAGUUGGUGAGAGAGAAUAUUUGUGAGCCUAAUGAAGUCAUGUAUUUGACAGUCAUGAAUGGGCUCAGCAAAAUGGGCCAUACUCUUCACAGAUUUUAGAGCUAAGAAAAUUUCGACAAGAAUACAAGGCUAACAAGUUUGCUACAUAUCUACUAGUGCAGUUAUUUCUUUUAAUGUUGUUAUGGCUUAUGGCUUUAUGCCUGCAUAUUAAUUUUUAUCUCUCUGACCAUUGAAGGAUCUCGGAGGAAUGAUAUGUCAAGUAUAUCACAGAGGAAAUCAGCAAAGUAGUCAAACUCCAGGAAGAGCUAGACACCUACGUUGACUGAUGUUUUGUUGCUUUAUAGAUUUUAGACUUGCUAUCAAAUUGCUCUGGCUAUUAAGGAUGAGGUUGAAGAUCUUGAAAAGGCUAGCUUUAACGUUGACUACUGAAGCUGCUUUAAGAGAGGGUUUGCUCGUAGGAAGACUGAGGAGGCUUUCUACUUGAAUUGGGCUUUACAUUCAUUCAGGAUAACCAUUUGUCGUGUUCAAGACACUACUCAGAAGAUACUCUAAAUAGGCUGCUUAUUCACACUAUCAGUACAAGAUGAAACUGAAGAUGUUCACAAAAAGGAAAAAAACUUGGUGAACCUGUGUUCCAAGUAAAAGGAAGAGCAUCAUGAUCUUAAUUUCGAGGCAACAGUGGCAGUGGCUGGUGAAUUG
Molecule: messenger RNA, 1222 nt
Organism: Nicotiana attenuata
Lineage: Eukaryota; Viridiplantae; Streptophyta; Magnoliopsida; Solanales; Solanaceae
Product: putative pentatricopeptide repeat-containing protein At1g12700, mitochondrial
Exons: 2
Coding region: 26-622 (198 amino acids)
Molecular function (GO): protein binding
Source: RefSeq, a predicted model, not a curated record